AUGGGCGCCCUACUUUCGCUGCCGCUUCUGGCGGUACCGAGCGUGAGCACGAUAGUGUCAUGCUUUGCCAGCUGCUGCGGCGCGGCGACAUGCUCCAUGGUCUGUAGCGCGUGCGGCAAAUGCGGCAACAGCAUCGCUACGCGCAUCGCCUACGCUCUCCUGCUCCUCGUCAACUCGAUUCUAGCAUGGAUCAUGCUCACGGAUUGGGCCAUAGAGAAACUCCAGCACCUCGCCCUUGACUACGUCAAAAUCAACUGCCCCACGGGACAGUGCUAUGGGUGGCUCGCCGCUCAUCGAAUCAACUUUGCCCUCGGGCUUCUACACCUCAUCUUCGCCGGUCUUCUCUUUGGUGUCAGGUCCUCCAAAAGCCCACGAGCAGCUAUACAAAAUGGUUACUGGGGUCCCAAGAUCAUUGCUUGGCUGGCACUCAUUGUCAUGUCUUUCCUCAUUCCAGACAAGUUCUUCAUGUUCUGGGGAAACUAUGUCUCUUUCGCCGCUGCCAUGCUCUUCCUCAUCCUGGGCCUCAUUCUUCUCGUCGAUCUGGCACACACCUGGGCUGAGUACUGUCUGGCGCAGAUUGAGGAGACCGAUUCCAGGUUCUGGCGCUUCGUCCUCGUGGGCUCAACGUUGGGCAUGUACCUGGCAUCGAUCGCCAUGACGGUGGUCCAAUACAUCUUUUUCGCUCAGGGGGGUUGCACCAUGAAUCAGGCCGCCAUCACCGUCAACCUCCUUCUCUGGAUCAUCAUAUCCAUUGUGUCGAUCAAUCCCACGGUUCAGGAAUACAACCCCAAAGCUGGCUUGGCCCAGGCCGCAAUGGUCGCAGUCUACUGCACCUAUCUGACCAUGUCAGCUGUUUCUAUGGAGCCUGAUGAUAAGAACUGUAACCCCCUGGUGCGCGCUCAGGGAACAAGAACCACAUCCGUUGUCAUCGGAGCCAUCGUGACAAUGCUCACUGUUGCGUACACUACCACCCGUGCCGCUACCCAAAGCCUUGGACUGGGAGGCAACGGUGACGCUAUUCGACUACCCGAAGAUGACGAACACGAUCUGGUUACGCAGCAGCCCAUGGAACGCCGUGCCAUGCGAGCCGAGGUCCUGCGUCGUGCUGUCGAAGAGGGUAGUCUUCCGGCUGAUGCGCUUUUGUCAGACGACGAGAGCGACGACGGCAAUGAUCACCCUCAUGAUGACGAGAGAUCCAGCACCCAGUACAACUACUCAAUGUUCCACAUAAUAUUCUUCCUGGCCACGGCAUGGGUAUCGACACUUCUUACGCUCAACUACGAAGAGGCCACUCGAGACGGCCAAUUUGCCACGGUUGGCCGCACGUACGGUGCCAGCUGGGUGAAGAUUGUCAGCGCUUGGAUCUGCCACGGCAUGUACAUCUGGACACUUGUUGCGCCUAUCCUUCUUCCCGAUCGGUUCGAUAACUAA
Messenger RNA from Trichoderma citrinoviride, 1431 nucleotides. Its product is annotated as TMS membrane protein/tumor differentially expressed protein. NCBI's taxonomy places the organism in Eukaryota, Fungi, Ascomycota, Sordariomycetes, Hypocreales, Hypocreaceae. Bases 1 to 1431 code for a protein of 476 amino acids. The record is from RefSeq and is a predicted model, not a curated record. The transcript is spliced from 3 exons. Gene Ontology annotation, cellular component: membrane.